This is a messenger RNA of Thunnus maccoyii (southern bluefin tuna), 3106 nucleotides long. Its product is annotated as leucine-rich repeat extensin-like protein 1. The transcript has 4 exons. The coding region runs from base 1711 to 2820 and encodes 369 amino acids. The record is from RefSeq and is a predicted model, not a curated record. Lineage: Eukaryota; Metazoa; Chordata; Actinopteri; Scombriformes; Scombridae.
UUCUCCUGUCCCUGAUCUCACGGAUACAUCUAUAUUUGCAUGUGCAGACUCAUGCUUUAUCACUAUUAGUUUGCUCCAUUUAUUUCUUUAGUUUUCUGAUUUUAUAUAACUACAGGCAAAUAAAAUAGUCUAUCCACCUCAGAAAAAAAGACACCCAAUAAAAACCGCUCAACACCAGUUUGCUUCUGGAGCAGCUUUGUUGACAUAAUUGCUGCUUUGGGUAAAACCUUGUAAAAAUCUCACUUGUAAAACAUGCAAACAUAUACGGCUGCAACUAAUGAUUAUUUUCAUUAUCUUUUGGUGUGUAAUGGUGGAAAAUGCCCAUCAGAGCUUCUUCUGAGCUUCAUCUUUAAACAACUGUUAGUUUACUGUCAUAAAAAAAGGAAACAGGAAAUCAUCAUAUUUAACACAUUUGACAAAUGAAAAGUUUGUUCUUGGAGCAUCGAUUUAUCUUCUGAGGAUCAACUGACUUCAUUUUCAUCAGCAACCCAAAACUGAAUUGUUGUAAUUUUAUUUUGUUGAAUACCGUCAGGCCACUUAGUGAAUAACGUGUGAUAACCGUGAUGAAGGCUGAAAAAAAGUUUUCAAGUUAGGAGCUACAGCUCUGAGGCUUCAACUCACAAACACGCAUUAAGUUUACAACAAGUAGCGUGUUUAGUAUGACAACAUCCUGUAAGAAUGCAACUUUAGUCUGAUUUUUAACACUUCAAAUUUAAUAGUGAACAUGCCAAGACGAAAAAAGGCAGCUUCCGUAAUGCUCAGAGAGUUGAUAGUCAUCUCCCAGUCACACAACUGUUAAAAAAAGCAGGUGUUUUCUGGGUAAAAAUAACCACCUUUUGGAGCAGACAGUGUUUAAGAAAUCUCUAACAAGUCAUCAUAAAUGUAUGUUUAAAGCAACGCAGGUUGUCAUCUAUGAUUUUUACUGUUUUUUUUUUUAGCUGAGAUAUUUUGUUAGUUGGCAGCAUUUUCUCCACAGUUGCAGUUGUCCCAGCAGGUGAUGCUUUCCUUCCAGACUUAAUGGGGAGUUUCCAUUUGAAGUCUGUUCUCUUUAUGGCUUUGCUGCUAAAAGUCCAGGGGCUUUUUAUUCCUAAUUGGCGCCGAAGGCACCAUAUUAAACACUAUUAAAAAGGUAAAAGGGAGGUGGAGAAACAAGUAUUGGUCUCAAAGUUGUUGAGCUCCUAUUGGACAGGAGAUCAUGUUUGAGGGUGACUGACGCAGAGAUCUGUAUUUAACUCACUCGGCCCUGUUAGUGCGGUGAAGACAGCUUCCUGACACAGGUGAGUAAAAUGUGGUGUGAUGAUUUCUCUGACGUUCACAAUACUUGAUCAUCUAAACUACUAAUAGCAUUUUAUUCAGUUAACUGGUGUAAAUUCUUCUCUUGCAGCUGUGAUGUGUUGAAUUUCAUAGCGAUUGAAGUGUAUUUAAAACUGUAGUAGGAGAAUAAGUUCGCCUGGAGACAAGUUUACUUUACUACCUUUAACAAAUUUGUUUGUAAAUCUGUUAUAUAUUAAAAUCUUUGAGAAAAUUCCUCCAUUUUAGUAACAAAAUCCAAUGUAUAGAUGACCAAAAGGUUACCUGCAUACCUUUAAAUAUGUUUUUCUUUAUGGAUAUAAGUGUACAGAUAAACAUUUUAAAUUUAACAAUAGAAGUUAUCAACUAGGGAUGAUUUUAUGAUAACUGUCCUAUUUUCUUUCUAUCUUUUCUUUCUUCAUGAAACACUGCCUCUCUGGUCUGCAGGGGUUCAAGAUGAGUUCGAUGUUAUGGUUGGCGGGGACGCUGUGCUGUCUGACGUGGCUCCCAGGCCUUCUGAACGCCAAAUCGUUAUUGAAUGCCAUCAAACAGGAAGAGAUGGUCCCUGUCAGUGAUGUGAGUAUCGGCUCUGAGAGAGCAAAUGACUUCCUGACUCACUCCAGACCAAAGCGAAACGCUGUGGACCCCAGAUGGUACAGAGGCAACCCAGACUUCCAGUCUUACUACCGCUACUACAGCAGCAUCGGACACAUUGAGGGGCUGUAUGAGAUCGACAGGUUGCGGAUGCUCUACCAGCAGAUGAGGUACCUGGAGAACGCCUACGGCCCCAACGCUUCUUAUUUCCAGAGCAAACUGGGAGUGCCUAUGAUCAUGUGCGACCCGGCAACAGACAAGAAAUGCAAAGCUGCUCCUCCUCCACCUCCUAUGAAAGGCGUCCCGAAGCCCGCAGAGCCUCAAGCGACCCCUGCUCCUCUCCCAGCUCUCCCUCUUGCUCCUGGCAUCUCCCAGGCCGACGUGCUCUACCUGUGCAACAAAAAGGAUCCCCUCUGCAAGCCCCACAUCGUCUACCUGCCUAGCGGCGCUGUGCCUGUCCUCUGCGACCCCCGCUACCACCCCCAAUGCACCCCCCAGAAGGUCCCCCCGGCCCCAGUCGCAGUGCCCCAACCUCCUCCCCCUCCACCAAAGAAGUCUGCCCCACCUCCACCUCAACUGGUCCUCGUCAAGAAGUCUCCCCCGGCCCCCAUCCGCACCUUCAAGGGCAUGGAGUACGACUGUGACCCCUACUGGGACCCCGACUGCCUGAUUGACCACCCACCCAGGCCCAUCAAGGGGAAGAUCGUGGUCCCGCCACCGCCACCUCCUCCUGCUCCUGUGGAGGAGGAAGAGAAGGAGGAACCUGUGGAGGAGCCAGCACCCCCUGCUCCCAUCGAGAAGAAAGGCCCCUUCUUUCCCUACCCUUACUACAACCCCUCCCCCUACGACCCCAGGGAUGAUCUGUACGACCCCGUCCGCUUCCAGUACCCUCAGCCUGAUGCUGCUGCUGAUGAGCCUGCAGAGGACGCUGAGUAGGACCUCCAGGACGUGUGGGAGGAGAAGGGUUUCUCUUAAAACGAAACAGACUUUGAUUGAAAACAUCUAAGUAGCACAAUUCCACAUUUCGGGGAGUCGUUGAUCAAUCGUACUUGUACUUAAGCAUUGAUAAGUUACAGUGUUUGUUUAAACCUUAAACUGACAAAUGUAAAUGUAUUUUUUUGUUACUGUGCAGUUUCCUUUCAGCAUGUAAAAAGGCAAUUUUCAGUCAACACAAGCAUGUAAUGCAAAUGAUUUUGAAUAAUGAAAUAAUAAAAUGUCACAA